Penicillium egyptiacum is the source of this 726-nucleotide messenger RNA. The record is from the annotation of a GenBank genome assembly. Lineage: Eukaryota; Fungi; Ascomycota; Eurotiomycetes; Eurotiales; Aspergillaceae.
AUGUCUAUUCGAGAAGUUGUCGCCUCAAAAUCCUGGUUCGGCUUCGAUCUAGAUGACACGCUCCACGAAUUCCGACGAGCCUCGGCCCAUGCCUCGAUCUGCGUUUUCGAAACAAUUCACGCCUCAAACAACGAGACCAGUAUAGAUAUCCUGAGCGAUACAUACCAAAAUAUCCUGCGCAAUGCGACCGCAAAUGCCUUCACAGAUGGCAGGACUUCAAGCGAGUAUCGGCGCGAACGGUUCGCGCAUCUCCUACAGGCGCACAGCUUCGUUGAUGACUCUCUGCUGGGUCAUCUUUUAGAGGUAUAUCAAGACUCUCUACGCAAAAGCUUGACUCUCAAGGCGGGUGCAUUGCAUCUUUUGCAGACUUUGCGAGGGCUGGGAAAGAAAGUCAUUGUCAUUACUGAGGGUCCGGCAGAUGCGCAGGAGUGGACGAUUCAGGAACUUGGCAUACGGUCUUACGUCGAUGUCCUUGUGACAACGAAUGAGGUCGGCAAGUCUAAGGUGGAUGGGAUGUUUGGUAUUGUGCUGGAGAAAUAUGGUAUCGCCGCUGAAGAUAUUAUAUACUUCGGCGAUAAUAGGAUUCGUGAUGUUCAGGCUGCGCGCGAGGAAGGGAUCCUGGCUGUUUUUUAUGAUGAAAAACAGCAGUCUCACUUGCAUGAUGUCAGUGCAUUACGAGUGAAUUCGUGGGCUGUUGUAGAAAAGGUACUCGUCCAUAGAGAGUAA